GUCAUGUGACCCAGUACCCAUACUAAUGAGUGUCGCAUGACUAGCUGCUUGGUUUAUUGUGCAAAAUAACUGAUUUAAGUGUACAUAAAUAUUAUUAACGUUGUUGAUAGACCCUAAAUUAGUAGACUACGACUAAAUCUGCCUUAUUAUCCCACAUCUGGAGCCUCUAUCAUGGCGGAAGUGGAGGAGCAGGGAAGAAAAUUAAGUGAAGAAUCCACAGAUGAGUCCGAGGAGGAGGACACAGAGGAGGAGCCUAAACUGAAGUACGAGAGGCUGACCAAUGGCGUGACAGAGAUCUUGCAGAAGGAUGCGGCCAGCUGCAUGACAGUGCAUGACAAGUUCCUGGCUCUUGGGACACACUUUGGAAAGGUUUACCUUUUGGAUAUUCAAGGAAAUGUUACACAGAAGUUUGAAAUUAGUCCAGUGAAAAUAAACCAGAUCAGUUUGGAUGAGAGUGGCGAUCAUGUUGGCAUCUGCUCUGAAGAUGGAAAGGUGCAAGUGGUUGGCCUGUACACUAGGGAGGGCUUCCAUGAAAACUUUGACUGUCCCAUCAAGGUCGUGGCGCUACACCCUCAGUUCAGCAAAUCCAACAAUAAACAGUUUGUGACUGGAGGAAAUAAGAUUUUGCUUUAUGAGAGGAACUGGCUGAACCGUUGGAAGACCUCUGUUCUGCAUGAAGGAGAGGGAAACAUCACCAAUGUGAAAUGGAGAGCCAACCUCAUUGCCUGGGCAAACAAUGUGGGUGUGAAAAUUUAUGACAUCAGCAGUAAGCAACGCAUCACUAACGUGUUGCGGGACAACACCAAUCUUAGGCCGGAUAUGGAGACCGAGUUCUUCAUUAGUGGACUGGCACCUUUGGCAGAUCAGCUGGUCACUCUGUACUAUGUCAAGGAGAACUCUGAGCACAUGGAGGAGGAGUUCAGAACACGGCCUCGUUUAGACAUCAUCCAGCCGUUACCCGAGGGCUGUGAGGAGAUCUCAUCAGACGCUCUCACUGUACGCAACUUCCAGGAGAACCAGUGCAGGGACUACAGGCUCGAACACUCUGAGGGAGAGCCUCUAUUCUACAUCAUCAGCCCUAAAGACAUUGUAGUGGCUAAAGAAAGAGACCAGGAUGACCACAUCGACUGGCUUCUGGAGAAGAAGAAAUAUGAAGAAGCACUGAUGGCUGCAGAGAUCAGCUUCAAAAACAUUAAACGGCAUGAUGUACAGAAAAUUGGAAUGGCGUACAUCAAUCAUCUGGUGGAGAGAGGAGAUUAUGAUGCAGCUGCCAGAAAAUGUCAAAAAGUGCUUGGAAAGAACAUGGAUCUCUGGGAGAAUGAAGUGUACAGGUUUAAAACCAUUGGACAGUUGAAAGCCAUCAGUCAAUACUUACCAAGAGGAGACCUUCGUCUUCGACCAGCAAUAUAUGAGAUGAUACUUCACGAGUUCCUCAAGACUGACUAUGAGGGUUUUGCCACACUGAUUCGUGAGUGGCCAGGAGAGCUGUAUAACAACAUGGCUAUAGUUCAAGCAGUGAAUGAACACCUGAAGAAGGACCCCACCAACAGCAUGCUUCUCACCACACUGGCCGAACUCUACACAUAUGAUCAGCGUUAUGAUCGUGCUCUGGAGAUCUACCUGAAACUGAGACACAAAGAUGUUUACCAACUCAUUCACAAACACAACCUAUUCUCCGCCAUCAAGGACAAGAUUGUCCUGCUCAUGGAUUUCGACAAAGAGAAAGCUGUUGACAUGUUGCUGGAUAAUGAUGAUAAAAUAUCGAUGGACAAAGUGGUGGAGGAAUUAAAAGACAGACCUGAGCUGUUACAUGUGUAUUUGCAUAAGCUGUUUAAGCGGGACCAUCAUAAGGGGCAGAAGUACCAUGAGAGGCAGAUCAGUUUGUAUGCUGAGUAUGACCGACCCAACCUACUGCCCUUCCUCAGAGAGAGCAUGCACUGCCCACUAGAGAAGGCUCUGGAAAUCUGUCAGCAGAGGCACUUUGUAGAAGAGACAGUCUUCCUGCUCAGUCGUAUGGGAAACUGCAGACGUGCCCUGCAAAUGAUCAUGGAGGAGCUGGCGGAUGUGGACAAGGCCAUUGAGUUUGCUAAAGAGCAGGAUGACAGAGAACUCUGGGACGAUCUCAUCUCUUACUCUAUAGACAAACCACCGUUUAUCACAGGCCUCUUGAAUAACAUUGGAACCCAUGUGGACCCAAUCCUGCUCAUUCACCGCAUUAAAGAAGGGAUGGAGAUUCCUAACCUCAGAGACUCACUGGUUAAGAUUCUACAAGACUACAAUCUACAGAUCUUACUGAGAGAGGGCUGUAAGAAGAUCCUGGUGGCAGAUUCACUGUCUCUUCUACAGAGGAUGCACAGGACACAGAAAAGAGGAGUGCGGGUGGAUGAAGAAAACAUCUGUGAAUCCUGCCACACUCCUAUUUUACCAUCAGACACGGCUCAGGCAUUUGGUGUGGUGGUGUUUCACUGCAGACACAUGUUCCACAAGGAGUGUCUGCCGUCCCCUGGGAAUGUCCCAGGAAUACAGUAUUGUAACAUCUGCAGUGCAAAGCGGAGAGGACCAGGCAGUGGCAUACUGGAGAUGAAGAAAUAAUCAUUCCUUCUAGUAGAAUAACAGUUCUACAAUUACCACUCACUCAUCAGAACCUGUCAAAAAUGAAACGAUCUUAAAAUAAUCUUUCCUUUACUAACAGUAUUUAUUAAUGCAAGCUUGUGAUUGCUAGAUUUUGUUUCAUAAAAGCACCAAUAAAGCACUCAUAUAAUCUGUUGACGUCUUUUGCCACAAUGUUCCAAACAAAACAUGCAGUACAUCGUCACUUUUUUUUCCCUCAAAUCUUUCUUUCCAUUAAGAACAUUUUGAUUACUAAUAUUUUUGAAUGGUUUGUAUGAACAGACACCAUCUGGAAAAUGUUUCAAUGUCAUUCAGAUGAAUGCAAAAAUGUAUCAGUUUUUGUAAGGCUGAACUUUACUGACAAGUCAUAUACCGCAAACAUACAGCAAAAUAAUUCAGCUAAAUGUAUUACCACAAAACCGUAGUUUAGUACACCACCCUCAACUGCUCGAAGAAAGGCAUAAACAAACAACCCAGCAGUUUCUGUCCAGUCAAAUAAAAUAAAAAAACCCAUGGUGAGUGAGGAGUUUAAAGUCCAAACAGAAUAGCUAGAUUGUUAUUUGCACAUUGUAAACAAAAUCACAUCUACAUUAGCUAGAACUCAUUUGACAUGACCAACUAUUCAUAGCAAUGACUGCAGCACCUUCUACAGACCACAGCUGCAAAAAUACACAUCAAACCACAAACAUAAUAUGAGAUUAGAAAGGUUAAACUUUAAUAAUGGUUCGUCAAUCAUCAUGGAAUCAAAUAAAAUGAGGAGAGGAACAGGGAUGAAAUGGUUAAAGGGACAUUGUUAGAGAAAAUCUAUUAUUCGCAAUAUGUUGACAAACUAGCGCAGAACUACAUUCUCACAGAGGGAUACGGAGGUGGUUUUUACUCAGAGUGGUAAGAAUCAAAUCAAGCAGGCUUUAUCUGCAAAACGACCAGCAAGUGCCUUCCAGAAUGCUAUUUUAACACAUUCUCUAAAUAUAUAUAUAUUUCUCUCCCAUCACUUUCAUAUUUUUUCCCCCCACAGUAAGGCCACUUUAAAAAGUAAAUUUGAAGACUCAAUGCCUCUGUCAACAGAUCUUGCAAAAUGGGGAGGGAAAACAAUUUAAUUUAAGGUUACAGUUAAAACGUUGAGCUGCUCCUCUUUGGCCGGACUGGUGUUAAUUCCUGCAGCCAAUCAGAGCCCAGGACCUGGUCGACAUUGUAACCACAGAUAUGUAACUUACUGAGGUAGCCUCCACUCUCUAGUCCCCAAACCAAAAACUCCCAGCAUUCUGUCAUCACAAUGUAAGAAAAACAAAUCCAAUGGUUUGGGAGUUAUACUGACGUAGUGAAGAAAAAAAA
This is a messenger RNA of Sinocyclocheilus grahami, 3942 nucleotides long. RefSeq names its product VPS41 subunit of HOPS complex. The transcript has 27 exons. NCBI's taxonomy places the organism in Eukaryota, Metazoa, Chordata, Actinopteri, Cypriniformes, Cyprinidae. Bases 172 to 2592 code for a protein of 806 amino acids. The record is from RefSeq and is a predicted model, not a curated record. Gene Ontology annotation, molecular function: protein binding. Gene Ontology annotation, biological process: protein targeting to vacuole; macroautophagy; cellular response to starvation. Gene Ontology annotation, cellular component: late endosome; HOPS complex.